Molecule: messenger RNA, 1056 nt
Organism: Prunus armeniaca (apricot)
Lineage: Eukaryota; Viridiplantae; Streptophyta; Magnoliopsida; Rosales; Rosaceae
Source: the annotation of a GenBank genome assembly
AUGGCUGGCUUUCUUCUUCCUGCUGAGGCAGCGUCAUCGUCAUCAGUCCCCAAUGAGCUCCAACAAAUGCUAAUUGAAGAGCCCCCACUAUCACAAUUCAUUGUGAAAGAAAGUGCUUUUGGCCCUGUGGGGUCUUCUCCUCCAUUUGUUCAGAUUCCCAUCGUUGAUAUCAGUCUGGUCUUCAGCUCACAAGAUGAACUGGAGAAGCUAAAGAACGCUCUCAGCUCAUGGGGAUGCUUCCAGGCAAUGGGACAUGGGAUUUCAAGCUCAUUCCUAGACAAGGUGCGCGAAGCAGCAAAACACUUCUUCUCACUUCCAAUGGAAGAGAAGCACAAGUGUUUUCGAGCAGUUAAGGAAGCUGAAGGAUAUGGGAGUGACUUGAUAGUUUCCGAUAAGCAAAUUCUCGACUGGUCCAAUCGCCUCUUUCUAAUGGUAUUUCCGGAAAAUCAAAGAAGGCUCAAUCUUUGGCCAGAAAUACCAAAUGAUUUUGGAGAGAUCUUGAUUGAAUAUGCUACAAAGAUAAGGUCUUUAAUGGAUCUCUGCUUUAAGGCCAUGGCAAAGUCACUGCAACUGGAAGAGGACAUCUUCCUGAAGCAUUUUGGAGACCAAGCUGUGGUGCAAGCAAGAUAUAACUUCUACCCACCUUGUCCUAGAUCAGAUUUGGUUCUUGGCCUCAAAUCUCAUUCAGAUAAAUCAGGGGUCACUAUCCUCUUGCAGGAUCAACAAGUUGAAGGCCUUCAGCUUUUCAAAGAUGGUACAUGGUUCAGAGUUCCUAUAAUACCCCAGGCUCUUAUUGUCAAUCUAGGUGAUCAAAUGGAGAUAAUGAGUAAUGGAAUAUUCAAGAGCCCACUGCACAGAGUCACAACAAACACAGAAAGGAUGAGGGCAUCUGUGGCCAUGCUUAUUGAGCCAGCAGCUGAACAAGAGAUUGGUCCAGUGGAUGACUUGGUGGAUGAGAGAAGACCAAGACUCUAUCAGAAUGUGAAGAAUUAUGGUGCUUUUAACUAUCAUUGUUAUCAGAAAGGAUUGGUAGCUCUUGAUGCAGUGAAAAUGUAA